This is a messenger RNA of Trematomus bernacchii (emerald rockcod), 2880 nucleotides long. It is a transcript of the gene slc2a15a, whose product is annotated as solute carrier family 2 member 15a. The record is from RefSeq and is a predicted model, not a curated record. Bases 1 to 2880 code for a protein of 959 amino acids. NCBI's taxonomy places the organism in Eukaryota, Metazoa, Chordata, Actinopteri, Perciformes, Nototheniidae. Gene Ontology annotation, molecular function: hexose transmembrane transporter activity. Gene Ontology annotation, biological process: monosaccharide transmembrane transport. Gene Ontology annotation, cellular component: membrane. The transcript has 16 exons.
AUGCCGUGGAAAUGGUGUUCGCUGACUCUCCGUCAGAAGAUGAGGAUCUACUCCAGAAACAAUCAGACCCGGAUUAUGAACUUCGGGAAAGGUGAUACGAUGUCCCGGCAACGCUUCCACGCCAUCCUGUGGUCAUUGCACCUGAGCGACCCUAAAGAAGACGAAGAAAAUGAUCGCAAAAGGAACACCGCAGAGUACGAUAGACUUUUCAAGAUAAAGCCCCUGUACACUGAAAUCACUGCUGCCUGCAAAGCACAUUUCCAGCCCCAUCAAAACAUUUCAAUAGAUGAAAGGAUGGUCGUGUACACAGGGAAGAGUGAGUUCCUCUCAGGCCAGGGACUCAGCUACACCUCCGUGGUCGACCUCCUGCCUUUCCCUCUGCUCGAGCAGCACACAUCCCAAAAUCUGGCGCAAGAGUUGAGCCAGGUUGCAAAAGAGUGGGGCAUUCAAGACAAAAUUGCAGCCUGUGUCACUGACAAUGCAAGCAACAUUGUCAAGGCUGUGAAUGACAUUUUUAAGCGGAACCACAGCUUUGUGACAGGCUCAAAAGCCAUUCUGAUGGCACGGGGGCUCCAGAGAAUUGUUGCCCACAGGCAGAGAAACCCCUCCAUCUACGAACCUGUCAAAGGGAUGGUUAAUUUCCUUGCAGCGGAUUUGGAGAAAAUAUUUGGGCAAGUUGAAAGGGUCAGAGUGCUUGCUGAAACGACACUUUUGGACCCUCGCUUCAAAAAGCAUGCCUUUGUCAAUGAAAGGAACGCAGAGGAAACUGUGUCAAGAGUGGUGGGAGCAGCAACGCAUGCGGCAACACCAACAUUACCCAGCACAGAGGAGGAGGAGGAGGGUGGCACACCUGUGAGUCCUCCAAGUGAGCCAGUGGCUCAAUUCUGGGCUGACUUUGAGGAGCGAGUGACCACUGUGAGGCCAGGGAUCCAGAACUCGAUCACUGAGGCCAUGCUGGAGAUCAAGGGAUUCUUGGCAGAGCCACUUAUCCCCCGAAAGGCUGACCCCCUGGAAUGGUGGAGAGUUCGAGCCCUUGUAGCUUCCAGGAUGAGAGCAUCCAGGAUGAGAGCAUGGUUUCCUCUGACACUGAGUACACUCCAGAACCCAUCACAUCUGGUCAAAGAAGAGUGGCCCGGGGUAGAACCAGAGGAGGACGUGCGAGAGCAACGAGGGGGCGAGGAAGAGGCAGAGGCAGAGGAAGAGGACGGGGAGGUCAGACUAAGACGGGUCUUGGUCAAGAGGACCUUCAAAGAGUUGAAGAUCUGCAAGCUCAAAGGAUUGCAGAGGAGCAGUUGUACUUUCUGUGAGAGCUUCAGUGAAACAUGUUCUGUUCUCUGUCUGUCUCUCUCUGUGCAGCAGCUGACCAGCUCUAUGUUGGCAGUGGCAUUCCUGACCUCCUUUGGGAGCUCCAUGCUUUAUGGCUACAACCUGGCAGUGGUCAACUCCCCCGCCGUGUACAUAAAGGACUUCUACAACAAGACAGCCCUGAGUCGUAAUGGGACUGGCCUCAGCGGGGAGACCCUCACUCUGAUGUACUCUCUCACUGUGUCCGUCUUCGCUAUUGGAGGUCUGCUGGGCUCCGUCGUCGUGGGCAUGCUGGUCUCUCGCUUUGGCAGGAAAGGCACACUGGUAAACACAACAGUGCUGGUGUUUAUUGCCAGCACCCUGAUGGGCUUCAGCAGGAUUUGUGGUUCACCUGAGAUGGUCAUCAUUGGUCGCUUCAUCACAGGAAUUCAUUCAGGCAUCUCUCUUAGUGUGGUCCCAAUGUACCUGGGUGAGAUAGCUCCGAAGAACCUGCGAGGCUUCCUUGGACUUGUGCCGAGUAUCUUUAUUGGCACCGGAGUGUUCACCGCACAAAUCCUCGGUCUACAUGAGCUUCUGGGAAAGGAGGAGCACUGGCCCCUGUUUCUUUCAGUGGUGGUGGUACCCACAAUCAUCCAGUUCAUGCUGUUGCCAUGGUUCCCAGAAAGCCCCAGAUACCUACUGAUGGAGAAGCAGAACGUCCAUGCCACCAUUACAGCCCUGAAGUGGUACAGAGCCAAGUGUAACAUCCAGGCGGAGAUUGAAGAGAUGCAGGAGGAGCAGCGCUCCUUGUCGUCAGUGGAGACGCUGUCCGUAUGGAAGCUGUUGCAGGACAACACGGUCCGCUGGCAGGUGCUGAGUGUGGUGGUCAUUAACAUCGGGAUGCAGCUGUCUGGCAUCGAUGCUAUCUGGUUCUAUACCAAUGACAUCUUUGAGAAUGCAGGUAUCCCAGAACCAGAGAUCCAGUAUACCACAGCAGGAACUGGAAUUAUAGAAAUCAUCGCGGGACUCAUUGGGUGUUUCUCCAUAGAGAGGCUGGGCAGGAGGCCUCUAAUGAUCGGGGGGUUCGCCAUGAUGGGCAUCUGCAGCGCUGGAAUCACAGUAUCACUCAUUUUACAGGUUCACUUACCUUUCAUGCGCUACAUCAGUGUCUGCUGUGUGGUGGGCAUCAUCGCUGGCUUCUGUAUCGGCCCAGCUGGGGUUCCCUUCCUGAUCACAGCGGAGCUGUUCAAACAGUCUCACCGGCCGGCAGCCUACAUAGUAGGAGGGUCCCUGAACUGGCUGUCUAACUUCACUGUGGGCUUUUUCUUCCCCUUCUUACAGAUGUCAGCGGGGUCCUACUGCUACUUGGUGUUUGCCACUAUUUGCAUUUCUGUGGCCAUCUAUGUCUACGUUGUGAUCCCAGAGACCAAAAACAAGACCUUCAUGGAGAUCAGCCGCAUGUUCUCUAAAAAGGAGGCAGUACUGGAGACCCAAGGCCUGGUCCACGUGGACCAGCUGAAACUGAAGAAGAUGAACGGCUACGGUGGUGUGGAACAUGCUUCACUGGAGUUCGACAGCUCUUCAUCUGUCCCUUAA